Drosophila obscura is the source of this 2247-nucleotide messenger RNA. RefSeq names its product modular serine protease-like. Bases 73 to 2169 code for a protein of 698 amino acids. The record is from RefSeq and is a predicted model, not a curated record. Gene Ontology annotation, molecular function: serine-type endopeptidase activity; protein binding. Gene Ontology annotation, cellular component: plasma membrane. The transcript is spliced from 3 exons. Gene Ontology annotation, biological process: proteolysis. Lineage: Eukaryota; Metazoa; Arthropoda; Insecta; Diptera; Drosophilidae.
CAGCGACAUUAAAGAAGUACGGAUCUGAAGCGCGGAUCUCGAGCGCGUUUCGAAAUAAAACACCGCAUAAUAAUGUUUCAUGGGCUCUACUUGUAUUGGAAGAGUUUCGUGUGGCCGCUGCUGAUAGUUGGGCUCGCUUCAGCGGAAGUCUGCGAUGAAAAUUCACAAUAUCAGUGUGAAGAAUAUGGAAAGUGUAUCCCAAUCAUGGAUCGUUGCAAUGGGACACCAGAUUGUAAGUACGGGAGCGACGAAUCCUUUGCAGAGUGCAAGGCCCACCUGAAUGACUCGGUGGCAGACAUGUUCUACUGUGCCUCUGGCAUACUAAUGAUCGAUGAACAACUUUGCAACAAUGUAAGGGAUUGCCCUGAUGGAUCUGAUGAGCUGCCACAAUUAUGUGAAUACGAGCCUUUUGGACUAAAGUUUAAGGACUUGAACAUUCAGGGCAAAUGUCGAAGUUCAGAAAUCGAAUGCCUACCUGGGGAGUGCGUCCCUAAAAAUAAGAAAUGCGAUGGCAGAAUCGACUGCAGCAAUGGUCGGGAUGAGUCCCUGGAACUCUGCUUGGAUAGCUGCCGAGACUGUUUUAAGUGUGCCAAUGGCGUAGCAAUCAAUUCGGAACUCGUCUGCGAUAACAAAAUAGACUGCUUGGACGGAUCCGACGAGUUGCGCAAUGUCUGCCAAGGAAAUUCGAAAAGCUGGAUAGAGACCCUGCCAGCGAUCUGCAUAGAGCCGCCAGACGGGAAGCACAGAUUUACCGACAAUACAAUAUUCCAUAUGCGAAAAGAAACACGCUUUGUUUAUCCCAAUCAACCUGCCGAGCUGCAAUGCCAGAGCAACAAUCAAACAGCUUGGAAUGUGUGCAUGAAGGACGGGUCCUGGAACCGCGAACUUCCCUCGUGCACGACCAUGCCUAAAAUUGUGAACAGAAACCCGGACACGAAUGGCACAAACGGCUGUCGAAUGGACUGGUACAACAAUGAGACCAUGAUUAUCUAUAGACUCCAAGAAAGCGACCAGACCAAACCAAUCGUACCCCCAAUCACAGUUGGAGAAGUGCGGUUCGGCUGCGAGUAUGGAAACACCUUUCUGCCACACAUCUACGAGGGCUCUUCCUUGUUCUGCGAUUUCGAAGAAACGUGGAAUUGGUCACAGGAGAACUUUAAUCCGCGCUGUACCAAGCUUUGCCGACUAGAGGAUCUGAAUAUAAUUAAUUCUUUGACUCCCACGUGCUUAAAUAGCAAGGAUGGAUCAAAGUUCAAUUGUGAUGACGAAUACUCUCUGAUUCCUUAUACCACCGUGAAAUUCGGGUGCACCGAGGGUUUUAAGCGCCUGACCGAUAACGAAUAUUCUGUAACAUGCAACGAAAAUGGCAUAUGGGAGGGCUUGCAGGAGCUGUGCUUGAAGCAGGAUAAACUGUGCACAUAUGAGUGCGGUAGGAAUGAAGCCACCAUGUUCAGCGCAAAUGGCGUUUCAACAAAUUCACAUCAUGCUUCGUGGGUCGUUCCCAUUUAUACGAAUCCAAAUGAUACACAAUACAGCUUCGCAUGUGCUGGAAAUUUGAUUGAACUCAACAUUGUACUGACUGCAGGCCAUUGCGUAUAUGGUCUGAAAGCAGGUCAAAUACGCGUGGGACACACCGGCAACAGAUCCCAGACAAUUCAUGAAAGUUUUUAUGUGGUUAAACAUGCUGAAUCGUACCAAGGGUAUUACCCAACCCACCCUUACCAUGAUGUGGGAAUUAUCAUAUUGGAUAAGCGUAUAAGGCUCAGACAAGAUCUGCACGUUGUUUGUCUGCCAUACUACUCGCCAACACCACUAAAUUUGGACCAGUCGUUUUCAAAUGUGCUAUCCUGGUCGGCCGAUGGAUAUUUGAUGAGCGUUACCGGCGCGAUCACUGAGCCAAUAAAUAAAACUGGCGAUGUAACAAUUAACCUAUCAUCCAAUGGAAAACUCUGUCCCGGCGACAGUGGAGCCGGGCUGAUCGUGUCCUGUAGAACCAGUGUUCUACAGUCAGACCAGUGUUUAGUUGGUGUGGUAAGCAGAGCACUUAGACCAGGGGAACAUGGAACAAUGUGCUCUGGCGAAGUGAUUGCCGCCAGCAUAACUGGCGUAUACAUUCAAGCUUGGAUCGAAGAGGUAAAAAAUUCUUUUUCGAGGUGCUCGAUUAGCUAGUAGAUUCGAAGAUACGUAUCUUCCUUUUAUACAUAUGUAUAUGCUUUGUUAAUAUUAUCUGUAUCUAUUAUCUAUUAU